CGCACUGCGGCUAGAACAUUGCAUUCAUUCGCUAAACGAACGUCGUGGUGAACGGUAGAGACACACUCGGUCACAAGCGGAGCUAUAACAAGCAAACGGUAUUUCACGUCUGACAGAAAGUAUUUCAAGCAGCAGCAGCUAGUUAUUAGACCAAGUGUAUGGAAGAAGAUUUCCAAUAAAAAAUCGUGUGAAAUACGUUGCGUUAAAUGAAAGUGAAUUUUAUUGAAAACUAAUUGACUUUAUCAAACACUUUUGGUGGAAUUUAUAAAAAAAUAAAAAUAUUGUGGAUUUAUACAAAAAAAUAUUUGUAUAAAAGUGAGAAAUAAAUACAAAAAAACUGAAAGUGAAAUUUGCAAAAUAACAAAUUUGACACAGAAGACAAAAAGUAACAACAAAUUGUGAUAAAUAUAUUGAGAAUUUGUGAUUUGUUUACAACAACAACCAAAAGUUAAAAAUAUGGUAACAGGAGUAGCUGGUCCAAAUAUGACAGCCAACGUUAUUGGAGCGCCGGUUGCAGCGCUGAAAGAUGCGGCACCAGUCAAAAGCGAUCGUCGGUCAAACAAGCCGAUUAUGGAAAAACGCCGACGCGCUCGCAUUAACAAUUGCCUAAACGAGCUGAAAACGCUGAUUCUGGACGCCACAAAGAAAGACCCUGCGCGUCACUCUAAAUUGGAAAAGGCUGAUAUUCUGGAGAAGACUGUCAAGCACUUGCAAGAAUUGCAACGCCAACAGUCCGCCAUGCAGCAAGCCGCCGAUCCCAAGGUCAUCAAUAAAUUCAAGGCCGGCUUUGCCGAUUGCGCCAACGAAGUGAGCCGUUUCCCCGGUUUGGAUGCGACUGUUAAGCGUCGUCUGCUGCAACAUCUCAGCAAUUGCAUUAACGGUGUUAAAUCCGAAUUGCAUCAACAUCAACGUCAAAUGGCCAGCGCCAACGCACAAAUGUUGCCCUCACCGCCCAGCUCACCCGAACAGGAUCAACAUCAUUUGCAACAACAACAGCAUGUUGCUGCUGCCGCCGGUCAUCCCUUCUUGUUGGGCACACAAUUGCAACACACAAUGAAUGGUUAUUUCCUACCCAAUGGCAUGCAAGUGAUACCCACCAAAUUGCCGAAUGGCAGCAUAGCACUUGUGCUACCACAACAACAACAACAUCACCUACAACAACAGCAAGUGGCGCAAGCGCAACAGCAGGUCGCACAGUUGCAGCAACAGCAACAACAAUUGAGCGCUGCACAAGCUGCCGCGCUAAUGGCAAUGCCCUCCCGCACCGCCUCCACCAGCUCAGCUUCCUCGCACAGCUCCUCGGUGUACGAGCGCACACUCUGCUCACCCGUCAGCAGCGUAGCGCAUUACGCGCCACCAAGCCCCGCCAAUUCGUAUGAGGCGAUGGAUUGCAAACCCUCAGUCAUACAGCAUGCACCCACACUAUCACAGCAACAACAACAGCAGCAACAAUUAAACCAACAACCACUCUCGUUGGUCAUCAAGAAGGACAUCAAAGUAGAGGAUGAGCAACCAUGGCGGCCCUGGUGAAGUGCCUUGCCAAAU
Messenger RNA from Zeugodacus cucurbitae (melon fly), 1545 nucleotides. It is a transcript of the gene hry, whose product is annotated as protein hairy. The transcript is spliced from 3 exons. Gene Ontology annotation, molecular function: DNA-binding transcription factor activity, RNA polymerase II-specific; RNA polymerase II cis-regulatory region sequence-specific DNA binding; protein dimerization activity. The coding region runs from base 457 to 1530 and encodes 357 amino acids. The record is from RefSeq and is a predicted model, not a curated record. Gene Ontology annotation, cellular component: nucleus. Lineage: Eukaryota; Metazoa; Arthropoda; Insecta; Diptera; Tephritidae. Gene Ontology annotation, biological process: regulation of transcription by RNA polymerase II; regulation of neurogenesis; anterior/posterior pattern specification.